AUGUCACGUCGGUUCGCCUCUCCAACUCCUCGGUCACCGUUGUGCGGCUCACUGUGGAAUCUUCUUAGGUAUCAUCUAGGAUCCGCCGCACUCGGUGCUUUUAUCAUCACGCUCGUACGCGUUCCUCGCUACAUCAUAAUAUGGACGCUCGCAAGAAUGCGCUCAGUUGAGAAUGUGAUUCUGAAGAAGAUUUUGAGUUGUUUUGUGUGCAUAUUAGGAGCCGUGGAGAAAUGUCUUCAGUACAUCAACUACAACGUUUUCACCGUUAUAUCAUAUUCCGGAUUCAGCUUCUGCCCGGCUGCGAAAAUUGCCGUCAAUCACCUACUUGAUAAUGCUGUUGAUGUUGCGGCAGUGAACACUAUUGGUAGCCUGGUGCUGUUUCUCACAAAAUGCUUAGUAGCUGGUGGAACGACAAUAUAUGCAUUUUUCCGUAUGGAGGAGAUCUGGCCGUCGCUGUCACAUCCAUGGUUUCCUUUGCUGAUCACAUUCAUUUGUUCUUAUCAAAUCGCAAACUGUUUCUUAUCUGUCUAUGAAAUGGCAAUUGAUACUAUUAUGCUAUGCUGUGCCGAAGAGGUGGUACUACUGCAGGACAACCCUGAAAUGGCGCAGCAAUAUAGGGAAUAUAUGGAUGGAACAUCUGAGAUGACUCAACGCAGUGUGCGGUUUAUUGGCGCUACGCCCAUCGAUGAGAUAUAUCCAUUACGCCCUGUUGACAGGCAGGAGAAGUCCGAUUAA
Ostertagia ostertagi is the source of this 735-nucleotide messenger RNA. Lineage: Eukaryota; Metazoa; Nematoda; Chromadorea; Rhabditida; Trichostrongylidae. The record is from the annotation of a GenBank genome assembly.